Lachancea thermotolerans CBS 6340 is the source of this 1407-nucleotide messenger RNA. RefSeq names its product asparagine--tRNA ligase SLM5 (gene SLM5). NCBI's taxonomy places the organism in Eukaryota, Fungi, Ascomycota, Saccharomycetes, Saccharomycetales, Saccharomycetaceae. Bases 1 to 1407 code for a protein of 468 amino acids. Gene Ontology annotation, biological process: asparaginyl-tRNA aminoacylation. The transcript has a single exon. Gene Ontology annotation, molecular function: ATP binding; nucleic acid binding; asparagine-tRNA ligase activity. The record is from RefSeq and is a predicted model, not a curated record. Gene Ontology annotation, cellular component: mitochondrion.
AUGCCCGGGUUACCGCCCACUUUUAAGUCUCUCUUCAGAAACGCGUCUAAUCCACCCGCUAAAGUUGAGCUUCUCUGUGGUUGGAUAAAGUCCGUUCGUCUCUUGAAGAAACUAGCCUUCAUUGACUUACAGGAUGGCACAACGCCUAAUCCAUUGAAGCUAGUAGUCCGCCGUUCAGAGGAUGGCUCGGACAUGUUAAAGCAACUGCGCACGGGGCAAUCUCUUAUGGUCAAGGACGCGCUGUGGAAAGCCACCCCUUCACGGCUUCAGCCAUUUGAGCUCGAAACAGACGCGUCCCCCGAGUGCCUUCAGGUCUUGGGACAGGUGCCCGCCUCAUACCCUCUUCAAAAGAAGCAUCACUCGCUCGCGUUUCUUAGAUCUAACCCUACGUUAAAACACCGGUCGAACUACCUGGGCUCGCUCUUGAGAUUCCGGUCGUGUGUUGAGUCGUCACUGACGCAGUUCUUCGACUCCCAAGACUUUACAAAGGUUAGCCCACCGGUACUGACCUCAGGCGACUGUGAAGGCGCUGGCGAACUCUUCCGCGCAGAGUCCAAUGCGCAUAUUGCUCGCAAAACUUCUUACUUCGGCAGACCGACGUAUUUAACAGUCUCUACGCAACUGCAUCUCGAAGUGCUCGCGAUGGCGCUCAACCGUGUCUGGACGCUAACUCCAUGCUUUCGCGCAGAAGAAAGCGACACCAACCGCCAUCUCGCAGAGUUUUGGAUGCUAGAGACCGAGUUGUGCUACGUGCAGAAUGUCAAAGGGCUCACGAAAGUCGCAGAACAUAUGCUCAAGCACGUUGUUGAAAGUUGCCUGGCACAAAAGCUCAGUUUACUUCCAUCUGUCGUUCCCCAGGAAAACGCUGAGUCCCCUGAAAGUAUUGUUGCGCGGUGGGAGUCUUUGCUGCACUCCGAAUGGCCCAGAGUUACCUACACUUCCGCCAUCGAACUUCUGAAAAGACAACACUCCGUUAGUCAGUUUAGUUUCGAACCACAGUGGGGAAAAGAUCUUCAAAGCGAGCACGAGAAAUGGCUUGCGGCUCAUUACAAUUCUCCUGUCUUUAUCACCGACUACCCUCGCAACUGCAAACCCUUCUACAUGAAGCAAAAUUUUGACGCCGCUGAUACCGUCGCUUGUUUUGAUCUCAUCGUUCCCCAGAUGGGCGAAAUCAUAGGAGGCAGCAUCAGGGAAGACAACUACGAUACCUUGAUCCAAGAAAUGGAUCGCAGAGGUAUGAAAUCGGAGGAUCUCGACUGGUACACUUCACUCCGUCUUAAUGGAGGUGCGCCUCAUGGAGGGUUUGGCUUAGGCCUUGAAAGGUUUGUAUCGUGGCUUUUUGGCGCUCAAAAUAUCAGGGACGCUAUACCUUUUUACCGAAGCGCAGGCGGAACUAUUAAUAUGUGA